Molecule: messenger RNA, 534 nt
Organism: Camellia sinensis
Lineage: Eukaryota; Viridiplantae; Streptophyta; Magnoliopsida; Ericales; Theaceae
Source: RefSeq, a predicted model, not a curated record
AUGGAUCUAAUGAAUAGGAUCUUCCGAGAAUUCCUUGAUAAAUUUGUGGUUGUAUUCGUAGACGAUAUCCAUAUCUAUUCACCUUCUGAAGAAGAGCAUGAAGGGCAUCUUCGUACGGUUUUGCAGCUUCUUAGAGAGCAUCAAUUAUAUGCGAAGUAUGAGAAGUGUGAAUUCUGGCUUUCACAAGUGAAAUUCUUGGGUCAAGUAAUUUCGGGACACAGGGUUAUGGUGGACUCGUCAAAAAUAGAAGCAAUGUUAGAUUGGGAGCAGCCUAAGAAUGCCUCGAAAAUUCGUAGCUUUUUGGGUUUAGCUAGUUACUAUCGCCGGUUUGUAAAGAAUCUAUCUUCUUUAGCAUCGCCCUUAACAAGGUUGACCUGCAAAGGAGUGAAGUUUAUUUGGAAUAAAGCAUGUGUGAACUUCUUCCAAGAAUUAAAAUACAAAUUGACCACUACUCCAAUUCUCAUCAUUCUGGAACGAGGGCUAGGUUAUACAGUGUACUGUGAUGCUUCCAGAGAGGGAUUUGGAUGCGUUUGA